AUCUAUACGGGCGCCGAAACCCGGGCAGUGAUGAACUCGAGCAAGGCACACACCAAAAUGGGCCGUAUCGAUCGGGAGAUUAAUAACAUUACGAAACUGCUGUUUGUGGUGGUGGUCCUGCUGGCCUUAAUAAUGGUGGCUCUGCAGAACUUUGUGGGUGCCUGGUACAUCAACUACUGGCGUUUCUUCCUUCUCUUCUCCUACAUCAUCCCGCUGGCGUAA
Molecule: messenger RNA, 222 nt
Organism: Dibothriocephalus latus
Lineage: Eukaryota; Metazoa; Platyhelminthes; Cestoda; Diphyllobothriidea; Diphyllobothriidae
Source: the annotation of a GenBank genome assembly